GAUAGCAGCCAAACGGAACAGAGAGGGUUGUCGUUACUAGUUUAGUUCAUUGUGACGAACCGACGAUUUUGCGGGUUGCAACGCUAUACAGUCGCGGGAAAACUUUAUCGGCAGUUUUGAGUUGGAACGAGGAGGAUCUAAAGCGGCACAGAUCGAGCCUUGUUUGCCCCGGCGGGCAAAAAGUGCCACGAGCUGCAACUCGGUUGAGAGAAAGAAGUUUCUGCGGGAAACAUUCCGUUAUUUUCGGCUCGCUGCUUAUGAAUUUGCGCGGUCUGAUUAAAUGCGCCCGGGAAGACUAAAUGGCUGCAAAUGAAGGAAAACAAAGGUGAUAAAGAAGAUAAUUCAUCUUAGCCGGCUUGGUCCAGACAACGGUUGACCCGUGGUUCUGUUUUUAGCCACAUUACAGCCUGCUUCCACCGCCAGCAGCCGAGGUCUCCAUUGUGUGAGCAUCUCUGUGCUAACUGUUCCACUGCCGCCCGACCCCCGGUUUGCUCGCUGCGACCAACCACCUGCCGCCCCAGACAGCUACGACAGCCGGAUUUUUUCAAACUUUUUGAAUCCACGUAUCCAAAAUGUGCUCAAGGCUUUGGUUCGUAACCGACCGGCGUAUCAGCCAGGAGUAUCCCCAAGUCCAGAUCCUCCGGGCUCUGAAGGAGCGCUGUGCCGACGAGGAUGUUGAAUUCCGCUCGCUUCUUAUGGAUCAAAUCGUGCUCACGAUCAGCGAGGGGCAAUUAGGUCUGCGAGUGGAUCAGGAAUUGGUGACCUCUUAUCCACAAGUGGUGGUAGUACGGGUGCCCACGCCAUGGGUGCAGUCAGACAGUGACAUCACCGUGCUGCGCCACCUGGAAAAGAUGGGCUGUCGACUGAUAAACAGGCCACAGGCCAUACUCAACUGUGUCAACAAGUUCUGGACCUUUCAAGAGCUGGCUGGCCACGGGGUGCCUCUUCCUGAUACCUUCUCCUACGGAGGGCAUGAUAACUUCCGUAAGAUGAUUGACGAGGCAGAGCCGCUCGGCUACCCUGUGGUGGUGAAGAAUGCACGUGGCCACAGAGGCAAGGCUGUUUUCCUGGCCAGAGACAAACACCAUCUGACAGACCUAUGCCAUUUGAUCCGCCAUGACACCCCCUACCUGUUUCAGGAGUAUGUAAAGGAGUCGCAUGGCAGGGAUGUGCGGGUCGUCCUGGUCGGUGGACGUGUCAUCGGCUCAAUGCUACGCUGCUCCACUGAUGGCCGUAUGCAGAGCAACUGCUCUUUGGGUGGUGUCGGUAUGAUGUGCCCACUGAGCGAGCAGGGCAAGCAACUGGCCAUAGAGGUGUCCAACAUCCUGGGCAUGGAUGUGUGUGGCAUUGACCUCUUGCAGCUCAAUGAUGGCUCGUUUGUGGUCUGUGAGGCAAAUGCCAACGUGGGCUUCAUUGCCUUCGACCAGGCAUGUGGCAUGGAUGUGGCAGGCAUCGUCGCUGACUUCGCCCUGUCGAUGCUUCCCAGCCGCCUCACCCGUAAGAUGUCUCUGCUGUCUGUUGUGUCGAGCACCAGUGAGACCAGCAGCGAGCCAGAGGUGUGCUCUGUGCCCAACGGUGGUGGCUCCAUACCCGAGGCUGUCUGUAAUAUGAGCGUGGGCUCUACUUCCAGCGAGAGUGACCCAGAGCUGGCCGAGCCCUCUCAGUCCUCGCCCCGCCAGUCCACAGCCCCCAACCUGCCUGAUCUCCCUGACCUCCCUGAUCCAGCCUAUAACUUCAACACCCUCCUCGCUAAUGAGAUCAAGCUAUUGACUGAGUGAGAUUCAAGCAGCUUCAUGCACACACAAAACACAACAGAUACACGACACAUAUACACUUCCCUGUACGCAUGAUGACAGACAUUCCUUUUAAAAACACAUAUCAGAGCAGAAACUUUUAGAUAAAGGAUGUUAAAUGCAAAACACGAGCAGAGAAACACACAACCACAAAAGUAGAAACACCAAAACAUGAGCCUUCUCCUACGUAUUAGAUUAAAAAAUGUCAAGAUCUGAGGCUGCUCCCCUGAUUCUCCUCGCUUUGCACCUCUACUUCAAAAUUGCAGUCAGCACUAUCUUAACUUAGCUACACUGCAGCAUGUUGUCAAGUGUAGACUACAAUACGCAAGACCUCUGCCAAACCAGCCCUCUGUUUUAUGUGGGUGUGUGGGUUUUCCAUAAAGUCUAAAACCUGCCAUAUUUUUAUCCUCACAACAUGCUGACAUCAAAAAAACUACAGCAUUACCAAUAAAAUUGUGUUUUCCUGCUGAGAUUGUAGCUAGGCUUAGUGGUUGUUAGGAGGUCAAAUUAUUUUGUUCUCUUUUAAAGCGUUAAGGUCUUUUGGAUAGGAAAACACCCUUGCACCAGGCAGACUGUGAGCUCCAAUUCUGCAAAGAAGUGCAACUAUCAAUCAUGACAACUGAAAGCAGAACAUACUGCAGAAACUCAAGAUGAAGGAAUUUCAUAUUAAAAUAACACCUAGUUAUGUUUGCAUUAAAAACCCAAAAGUUUGCUCAUUGCAUAUACCAACGAGGCAGAUUAAAACAACAUAUUCAUUAUGUUAAGAUAGUUUAACUACAAGUAAACAGCAUGUAAUCUUAAUUGGAUUCACUGAUUCAAAAUAUGGGAAUGAAGUGGUGUUGUCAAAUUAAAUUGAGAAUUAAAAAAAAAUACACCCUGGAUGCUAAAACUUUGUCCAAAACACAUUCUUUGUUCACUGUAAACGAGACAGGCCCAUGGCAAAUCUGCCCUAUCAUUAGCAAAAUAUAAAUAACACAUUUUUGUUUGUUUUAAACAAUCAAAACCUGGAAUAUAAUAAAUAAUUGAGUGCCAUUACUUGAUUUUUUACCUUUACAUUCCUAGCUAGUUUGUAUAGCCUUACCAGCAGCAGCAGCAGCAACAGUCUGCAGCUUUUUAAAAAUUCAUUUAAUAUCUAGCACUUUAUAAUUAACAGAUGCAUUUUGUUUCUCGCUUAAUGACAUAUUUAGAAAACUUUAGACAUAGUUUGAAAGCUGCGUCUACACCUGCGAACAAAAUAUACCUCAGAACAGUGACUUCUCACUGCCAUAGGAUGACUUAGAUAUUCAAACAUACAAAACAUAUCAGCCAGGGUCCUUCGUGGUUCCUCAGCACUCCCUGAUUUACCAGAUGUUCCUUCCCUUUAUGUCUGAGAGCUAAAAAGUUAGUUAUGUAUUAUUUUGUAUUCCUUUUUAGCUUUUCUUUGUAAAUAUUUAGGUAGCCUAUUAGCUUCAGAGAAUACUAGUGUCCAGAUGAUAAAACCGGAAUGGCUGAAAUGACUGCGAGCUUUGAAAUUUUCAUAAGCUAUUGAGAAUGAACAUGUUUGUACACACCUGCAAUAUUGAGAGGUUGAAACUGAAAUUCGGUGCUAACAUUUCUGCAUUUGUUUAGAUGUGAUUUUUCUGUCAGAUAAUUUGUAGAUUUUUCUCAUAGUUUUUGAUUGAAAUGAAAUAUCUUAACCCACAAAAAUAUGUUGGCAUGAUGUACAAAUGAAAAUGGAAACUUUAUUUUUGCAGUCUCUUUGGAUAGAAUGUUACUUUUUCUUUCCUUUGAACACAAAGGAAAUAAUUCCAGGGAUUUCAGCAGCCAAAAGCUUUUUGCUUAUGGUUUUCUUGUUGAUUUAGCUCCCUACACUCUGGACAUAACUGUCAGCUGUCAAGGAGUGGUACACAGGAGUAAAUGUCAUUCACUUAGAAUAAUUUAUAGCUUUGAUCAAAAGCACAAUGUAAACCCAUAAAGUUGUUUCGUGUAAUGGCGUCCACGUUUUUAGGCUCAUGACUCUUCUGUUGAAAGCAUCUCAGGGAAGCAGCCUGGAUCUCACCCCCAAAGGCACUACAUAGCCAUCCGAGCUCGAACAUGUCAAAAACAUAUUUCCACAGGCAGACAAAAAGACCACAAACAACAAAGAAAAAAAGGUUGUAAACUACAGUGUAAGACAAUGUGGUGUAUACCAUGGUUAACAUGCACUUUUUUUCCUUGCUUGUUUUAUAUUGUUCAUUGUUUUCUUCCUAAUUUAUGGUAUUUUUAAGGAAAAAGUGGUUUGUGUGCACUAAUAUUGUCCCAAUAAAGUGAAACCGCUGUGAAGCUUGAUUUACUUCCCUUCUUUGUGGGCCGUUUUUACUAACUGUCCAGAAUCUAACAGGCCUGCUUGGGGGUGCCAUAUGUAAACCCACCAGACAACAGGAAAGGCAGCCUCUAUCUGAACCUGCUGUCAAAUGAUCACAGUGGCUCCACUGAGAGAAUAACACCAUUGACACCUCUGUGAUGUUGUCUGGUAUAAUGAAAGUAUCUGACAAACUGUGAAAUCUGCUGAUGUCUUUUCUCCUGACAUGCAAGGGCCCCUGGGCCUGAUCAUUAAGCCACAUCCCAAUGUUCUCCAGCUGUUGUUGUCCCCUGAUUCUUUAAGUCUUGGUCAUGUAUUAAAGCCUGUCAUUCCACUUUGUGAACAUCAGUGUAGAUCAAAAUCACAUAUCCGUAUAUACAUUAAAAAGCCAGCCAUAGAAAAGAGGGAGAUGUUCAUUUCUCUCUUACGGACCCAUGUUAUUUCAGUCUGUUUUUACAGCACUCAUACAGAGCACAUUUAGCCAUUGAAGGGUAAUAUAACUGCCCUAACAGUGUUCAAAAUGCCUUUUCAUUGUCUGGUUUCUUUUGGAGCAAUGAUGUAAAGAUCAUCAUCAAGCUCCCUGCUCAAGUGGUUUUUCUCUGCUUGGUCUUUAUAGAUCAGUGGCCAUGAUGAAGUGGAUAUUAGGCAUUGAUGCUACUGAAAGAAAGGGGUUCUACAUAUGUAAGCAGGACAAAAUGUUUUGAAAUGAAGUUGUCAAAUGUGUAUUGGACUGUGUAAUGCAUGGCAAGCCUAGAACAAAACUGUAGGGACCUCUGGACUAGUCACUGUGCACAACAACUCAACAGAGCACAAGGUUACUAUUUAAAUCCAAACUGCUGCUAAUGUAUAUUUGGCUCAAAAAUUAAAAAGGGAAUAGGCGGAAAUCCAAGUGUUUCCGUGUUUUACUGCCUCUCAACACAUAAAAAUGAAUCUGAAUGCCAAAAAAAGCAUUUUGUUGUAUAAUUCAGUACUAAUAACACUAGUAGUGAGAAGAUUUUGAAAAGUGAUUCUUUGUUUUGAUAUCAUGAAUAAAUGUUUCAGAACUGUAUAUAAAAUGUAGGAUUUCACUGCAAUCUUCAGGUUCGUUUAGUGUCUUGUGUUUCAAAAUGAACCUGAGGUUUGUGUAAAGGUUUACAAUAUUCUUUGAUUUGCAGAAGGAAAAUGCAAUGUUUGUGCUUUAUUUAAUAAAUUUGGUCCCUGCUGAUGGUGUAGAAAUAUUACAAAUCUUUAACCCUAUCUGCAUAUCAUAAAGAAUCGAAGUAGGAGUAUGAGGACUGCAGGUUACGAGAGAAGCAAAAACAUUGCAUUUACAAAGGGUUAGGAAACGCCCUUUCAUCAUUCUGUUCUGUAUCAUUCCAACAGUGUUAUAAACUGGAUCCCAAACUGAUGUAACUCAAAUGUGCAAAAUGAUGUAAAUAUAUAUCCCCCUUUUUUAGAUGAAU
Messenger RNA from Cheilinus undulatus (humphead wrasse), 5555 nucleotides. It is a transcript of the gene rimkla, whose product is annotated as ribosomal modification protein rimK-like family member A. Lineage: Eukaryota; Metazoa; Chordata; Actinopteri; Labriformes; Labridae. Gene Ontology annotation, molecular function: metal ion binding; ligase activity, forming carbon-nitrogen bonds; ATP binding. Gene Ontology annotation, cellular component: cytoplasm. Gene Ontology annotation, biological process: protein modification process. The record is from RefSeq and is a predicted model, not a curated record. The coding region runs from base 573 to 1778 and encodes 401 amino acids. The transcript has 5 exons.